AUGAUUAUAAGAGCAUUUCCCAGUAUUAUAAUUUCUAUUCUUUCAAUUACUUCAAUCUCUCUUGAAACACCAACUGCUCCACGAUGUGCAGUUGAAGGCGCACUAUUACCCCGUCCUACCAACGUCUGCAAUUACCCAGCAUUCAAAUCUGCAACCUCAAAACUAUCCUCAUACUUCAAUGCCGCAAUAUCCGGUGAUAUAUCCGCAGGUUUCAACACUAUAAAUACUUCUUUCGCCGUAGCAUUCGUAUCCCUCGACCACUCCAAUUCAGCGAAUAAGCCAAUAUACACAUACACCCAUCUAAGCCCCGCAAACAAAGAAGGAACAAAGGAAAUCAACGGCGAUUCACAGUUCCUGAUCGGUUCAAUUUCGAAAUUGUUCUCCGAUGUGGUAUUGUUGAAGGGUGGAGUUGAUUUGGACCAUAAAGUGACGAAAUAUUUACCGGAACUGAGGAAGAAGGAGAGUUUGAUCAGGUGGGAAGAUGUUACGCUAAGGGAUCUCGGGGAACAUUUGGCCGGAAUGGGUCCUAAUUAUGGGUUUCCGGAAAUAUAUGAUUUGAUACGAUUGUAUCAACAGCUAGGAUUCCCAUCGGUUGAUAAGAGUGACUUUCCGCCUUGUAACGUGGCAGGAUUGAACAAAGCGUGUACUAGACAGCAACUCCUUGAAGGAGUAACAAAAAUCCAUCCGGUAACUGCAGUUGGUGAAAGAGCUGUAUACUCGACCUUGUCUUUUACUUUGAUAUCGCUAGCGUUACAAAACGCAACAGGGGAGAAUUAUACGACAUUGCUCGAUGAGUUAGUCGUCAAGCCGUUGAAGUUGAAGAACACGGGUGCCUCACCCGGUCAAACUGAAAGGGCCGUUAUUCCACCAGUCGAUAAUGGAUGGGGGGCUGAUUAUGGAUUUACUGCUCCUGGCGGCGGCCUAUACUCUUCCAUCAACGACCUGUCAGCCCUCGCACUUUCGAUCUUGAACAAAUCCCUUCUUCCACACUCUACCCUCAGAAAAUGGCUAAAACCCACAUCCUCAACCCCAAAUCUUCAAUAUUCCGUCGGCCUCCCUUGGGAAAUAUACAGAACAACAAAUCUCACACCCGCACACCCGCAUACCAUCGAUAUCUACGCCAAAGAUGGGGGUGCAUAUGGCUAUGUCUCCAGGAUUGGAAUUAUUGACCAAUAUGGUGUGGGAUUUGUGGUACUUACAGCGGGAGAUACUGAGGCCCUAUAUCCAAUUGCUGAAGCUACGGUUGCUAUGUUGAUCCCGGCGGUCGAAGAAGCUGCUAGGAGUGAAGCUACUAAGUAUACAGGGCUUUUCGGUGGUAACGAGGGCAAUGAAGGCGUUUUAGCCAAUUUUACCAUAGAUAACGGACCAGGGGUUAAGCUCGAAUCCUUGGUCAGGAAUGGAUCUGAUAUACUAGAAGCGAUUGCGAUAAUAUGGGAGUCUCAGAAGGUUAGCCUUGGUCCCUUAUCUAAGGAUUUCAGAAUAUAUCCUAUGGAGGUAUCGACAUCACAAGGGCAUAGUAGCCAUAGAAUUAUCAAAGAGGAUUGGAGAAUCGCGAUGGAAGUUACGGGAGAGAUUGGAAGUGAUAAAAAAUCAGAGCUACCAAGUGCGGGAGCUUUUGCGAAGGGAUGCAAUACUUGGCAGACCUAUGAUUUAUUGCAAUACGGGGGUCAGCCAAUUGAUAGAAUUGUCUUUUGGUUGAAUGGGACUACAAGGGAGGUAGUAGGGGUUGAAGUGCCCUUCUUGAGGAGUGGGGUUUUGAAGCAGCUAGAGGAUGAAGUUUUAGCGAAGAUGGAAAGGGCAAAUUAG
This is a messenger RNA of Orbilia oligospora ATCC 24927, 1806 nucleotides long. RefSeq lists its product as uncharacterized. The transcript has 4 exons. Lineage: Eukaryota; Fungi; Ascomycota; Orbiliomycetes; Orbiliales; Orbiliaceae. The record is from RefSeq and is a predicted model, not a curated record. The coding region runs from base 1 to 1806 and encodes 601 amino acids.